Pseudonaja textilis is the source of this 6608-nucleotide messenger RNA. The record is from RefSeq and is a predicted model, not a curated record. NCBI's taxonomy places the organism in Eukaryota, Metazoa, Chordata, Lepidosauria, Squamata, Elapidae.
AUGCAGAGGUGCCUAAUAAUUGUUGCUUCAGUCCAGCCAUCUUAUGGGGGUUCAUAUAUUGGACAUUGUGGUGGAGAAGAUUGUUCCAUUUGCCGAUGCUUUCCUGAAAAAGGCUCAAGAGGGCAACCUGGUCACCCAGGAGUCCAGGGUCCAAUUGGUGCUCUGGGUUCCAUUGGACCUGUUGGUUUGCCAGGAGAAAAAGGCCAGAGAGGUGAUCCUGGUUUACCUGGGCCACUUGGUGAAAGAGGAAAUAUGGGUCCAACUGGAGUUCCAGGAUUUUCAGGUCUAGAUGGAAUGCCUGGGCUACCAGGAAUUGAAGGACCCAGAGGGAAGCCUGGGGCAGAUGGAUGUAAUGGUUCAAGAGGUGAUCCAGGACUUCCAGGAGAAAGUGGAUGCAUUGGACCAAAAGGGUCAUUUGGUAUUCCUGGCCAAAAAGGAGAAAAAGGAAACUCCAUAUAUUCUGAAUUCAUUCAAGGAUCAACUGGAGAAAGAGGGGAUCCUGGACCUCCAGGCAUGCCUGGUCCUGGAGGAAAAAAGGGACCCAGAGGUCCAUCUGGAUUUCCAGGCGAACUGGGUGAGCAGGGUUUUCAAGGUCAACCUGGUUUACCAGGUGAUCAGGGGAAUCCAGGAAUUGGAGUGGAAGGACAAAAGGGAGAGCCGGGUGAUGUAGGACCCCCUGGAUCUCCAGGACAGCCGUUACUUGUUGGACCACCUAGUUCUAGACUAUUAAAGGGAGAAAAGGGAAUAAAGGGAAUGCCUGGAUCUACUGGCUCAAGAGGAUUGUGUGGCCACAAAGGUGCAUUUGCAAUUGGAGACAAGGGUGAUAAAGGAAUUCCUGGUUUUCCUGGAAAGCAGGGAAUUCCUGGCUCAUAUGGUCCUCCAGGUUUCCCAGGAAACAAGGGUAAAAUCGGAACACAUGGAAUUCCUGGUCAAGAUGGCUUGAUAGGCAUUAAGGGGGAUCCUGGAGAGAAUGGGCAGCCUGGGCCACCCGGACCUCGAGGAACUGCACUUACUGGACCAAAGGGUAUUCAAGGAGACCCCGGAGACCCUGGACUUCCUGGAGAGAGAGGAACAGAUGGAAUGCCUGGUUCUCCUGGUGUCAAAGGAAGGCAAGGGGAAGAUGGACUCAGCUUUCCUGGUCCUAAAGGUGCAUUGGGUGUAGAGGGUCCUCAAGGCUUCCAUGGAGGCCCUGGUUCUUCAGCUCAGUCUAGUACAGCUCCAGGAAGGCCAGGAUCUCCAGGAUUACCUGGUUUUCCAGGAGUACCAGGAAAACAGGGCUUGCCUGGGCCACCCGGUGUUGCCUGUAAGGGGAGAGGGUCCCCUGGAGAACGAGGAGCUAAAGGUCAAAUAGGAUUACCUGGAGAAAGAGGUGGAAAAGGAGAGAAAGGAAAUCCAGGGAACUGCUCGUGUGGGCUUGGCCCUUGUGGUCCACCUGGCAAACAAGGUCUGCCAGGGAUACCUGGGAGAAAAGGAGAAGUGGGAACACCUGGAAAAUAUGGAAGAAAAGGUGAUCCCGGUUUUCCUGGUAGAAGAGGAGAACCAGGAUCCUUAGGAUUGCCAGGUCCAUUUGGACUGACAGGUGAAAAAGGAGAUAAAGGUGACCCGGUUGAAAUAAGGAUCAAAGGAGUAAAAGGACAAAGAGGUGUUCCAGGAAUACAUGGAUUUCCAGGAAUAAAUGGAGCUGCUGGCAAGACAGGAGAUGGAGGAUUGCCGGGUGAUAAAGGGAUUCAAGGAGAAGAUGGAAGAAAUAUACAAGGUGAUAAAGGAUUUCCUGGAGACCCUGGAAUUCCUGGCUCAAGAGGUCAAAUGGGGACACCAGGUUUGGGGAUUCAGGGCCCACAAGGUGUCCCAGGCCUACCCGGAGAUCCAGGAGCCCCUGGUAUGAAAGGAACAUCUGGGCCAAAAGGUCAAAAAGGCAUUACUCUUCCAAGUGGAAGAGCAUAUCCUGGGAAUCCAGGUAUACCAGGAUUUAAAGGUAUACCAGGUCCAAAAGGGUUAAGAGGCCCACCUGGCCCACCUGGACCCAAUGGUUUUGAUGGUUUCAAAGGCCAGAAGGGUAGACUAGGAACAUCAGGCAAUCCUGGUCCAGAAGGUUUAAGGGGUGAGACUGGUGAUCCAGGUGAUCCAGGUGAACAAGGUUCAAGUCUGGAUGGCCCUCCUGGAUUGCCAGGCUUUCCUGGGCUUCCAAGUCCAAAAGGUGUUCCAGGUGACGCUACCUACAGCCCUCCAGGUACUCCAGGCAAAAGUGGUCUUCCAGGGCUACCAGGUUUGCCAGGCCUAAGAGGUGACCCUGGUUUUCCUGGGCUUCCAGGGCAACCUGGCACACCAGGACUUCCAGGAGCUAAAGGUGUCCGAGGCCAAAAAGGUGACACAGGAGUGAUGGGUUAUCCUGGAUCACCUGGCCUGGCCUGUGAGAAAAUAUUGGAGGGGCUACCAGGACCAUCAGGCUCUUUUGGAGCACAAGGACCUAAAGGAUUGAAGGGUGUUAAAGGUCCUCAAGGAGAUAUGGGAGCACCAGGUCCAGCCGGAAUGAAAGGAUUGCCAGGAGCCCCUGGGAUCCUAGGACCACCUGGCUUUCCAGGCUUACGAGGAGAUCCAGGAUUUUCAGGGGAAAAUGGACUGCCAGGUCUUCCAGGAACAAAAGGAGACAAAGGAUCCCAAGGCAUGCAAGGUUUCCCGGGCUUCCCAGGAAAUGCAGGAGAAAUGGGAGAACCAGGUGUAAAAGGAGUGGAAGGAAAAACUGGUCUGUCUGGUCCCCCUGGAGAAUUUGGGAGAAAGGGUUCCAACGGUGAACUGGGAUUACCAGGAGACAAGGGCAGCAUCAGUAUCUUGCAAGUAAAAGGACAAAAUGGAGAACUAGGCUUUCCUGGUGAUGAGGGAUUACCAGGGGUCCAAGGUGAUAAAGGCAAUGUUGGAUUCAGAGGAAUCCCGGGACCACCAGGCAAACAAGCAGCUCCAGGCACUCAAAAGGGCCAGCCGGGCGAUGCUGGAGACUCUGGUUCCCAGGGCCCGCAAGGUCCCCCAGGGCCUCCAGGUGUGACAGGGAUAAUUGGUUUCCAAGGACAAAAAGGCGAUCAGGGUGCACAGGGACCAUCAGGUCCUCCUGGACAUCCAGGAUUAGGUGGCCAAAAAGGAUCAAAAGGUAGCAGAGGUGACCCAGCCACUCAUUAUGGGGAACCUGGCAAGAAAGGCCCUAUAGGAGUUCAAGGAUUACCAGGAUUUCCUGGAUUACCUGGAGACCAAGGUACAUUAGGUCUUCGAGGAGAACCAGGAAAACAGGGUUCCAAAGGGUUGCCUGGAAACUCAGGAAUACCUGGAUUCCCAGGUGCGCAGGGAGAUGCAGGAUUUCCAGCACCUCCAGGUGAACCAGGUAACCCUGGUGUUUUGGGAACUCCAGGUUUCCCAGGAUCACCUGGUAACCCAGGUAGAAAAGGCUUAUCGGGAUCACCUGGAGUAAAUGGCAUAAAUGGACAAAAAGGUCAAAAGGGUUUGCCAGGACCCCCAGGUUUAAGUGUAAUGGGACCUCCAGGGUGCCUAGGAGAACAAGGGCCAAAAGGUAACAGAGGAGAACCUGGACUUCCAGGAAGUACUCAACUAGGUCCUCGAGGAGACAAAGGUCUAAGAGGUCCUCCUGGUAAGCCAGGUGUUCCUGGUUCUGCUGGCCUUAUGGGUCAGCCUCCUGAAAUUAGAACUUGUGGCUUUCCAGGAGACCAAGGUCCAGCUGGCUCAGAUGGCAUUAGAGGCCCACCAGGCAAACCUGGGCCCCCAGGAAAAAUUAUACUUAUUAAAGGAGAUCCAGGGGACUCUGGUACUUUGGGCUCACCUGGUGUUCCUGGUCCAUGUGGUAAACAGGGAACUAAAGGUUUUCCAGGAAACCAAGGAAGAAAAGGCUCAAAAGGUCUAAGAGGGAAGCCUGGUCUGCAAGGACCACCUGGUGUCCCUGGGGAGCCUGGAGCUCAAGGUCUUCAGGGGCCAAUUGGUCCCGUGGGCCAAAAGGGUGAUCCAGGAGAACCUGGAAAAGUUGAUUACUCAUCUUGUCCUAAGAUUCCAGGGCCUCCUGGAGUAUUAGGCCCACGAGGACCACCAGGCUUUGUAGGAUUAAGAGGGCCAAUUGGUUUUCCUGGACCUCCAGGAAAUAAAGGAGAAGAAGGUUCAUUAGGUGAGCAAGGGCUAGAAGGCUUGCUCGGACCAGCAGGACCUGAUGGUGAUCAAGGUGACAUGGGAGAAAAAGGAAACACAGGGCCACAAGGUCCUCCAGGCCAAACUGGGAUUCCAGGGCAACCAGGAUCAGCAUCCACAUGGAGUAGUGGGUUCCUGCUUGUUUUGCAUAGUCAGUCAGAAACAGAACCGUUUUGCCCUGAGGGAAUGACAAGAUUAUGGACUGGAUACAGUCUGCUGUAUUUUGAAGGGCAGGAGAAAGCCCAUAAUCAAGACCUUGGUCUGGCUGGAUCCUGCCUUCCAGUGUUUAGCACUAUGCCUUUUACCUACUGCAAUGUCAAUCAAGUCUGCUACUAUGCAAGUCGAAAUGAUAAAUCUUACUGGCUUUCAAGUGCAGCUCCUUUGCCCAUGAUGCCCCUCUCAGAUGAAGAAAUAGAGCACUAUAUUAGUAGAUGUGUAGUAUGUGAAGCUCCUGCCCAAGCUGUUGCAGUUCAUAGUCAAGAUCAAUCCAUUCCUUCUUGUCCACCAAACUGGAGAAGUCUUUGGAUAGGUUACUCAUUCUUAAUGCAUACAGGAUCUGGUGAUCAAGGAGGUGGACAGUCUCUCAUGUCACCUGGAAGCUGCCUGGAGGACUUCCGAUCAGCACCCUUUAUUGAAUGCCAGGGUCGACAAGGAACAUGUCACUUUUUCAUGAAUGAAUACAGUUUCUGGCUAGCUACUGUGAACAAUGACACACAGUUUUUAUCAUCCCCUAUCUCAGGGACUAUCAAAGAUCAACAAGAACAACGCCGAAAUAUCGGCAGAUGUCAGGUUUGCAUGAAAUAUGCCUAGUGGAUACUGAACACUUCUUGAACAGAAAUAAACCUAUUUUUUCUCAUCUUGGUGCUCUGUGUCAGUAUUACAUUUACAAACUGUCUCAGGAAUUAUGAGUUGUAAAAGGGUGUAUUUAAAUGACAUCCAGGAAGUAAAGAACUGUAUAAAUCAACUGCAGUAGAUGAGAGAUGAAUACCAGCUUUGUAGUUUUUCUUAACUCAUUUGUAAUUUUAUUUAAGUUUGGGGAAUCCAAGUGAUACCAUCAAUUGACUUAUAACCAUUUUCUUUCCUACUUUAGUUAGGUUUGUUUUUCCAGACAGAAAACCUUCUACUAGAAAUACCACUUCACUUAAAAUAUUUAUUUUUCUGCAGCAGUGAGAAAGCAGAGAAAGGUUUAUUUAUCUUGUCUUUUCAGUACCUGAGUGAUACAUCUAUGUAUUUAUAGUAUUUUGAAUCUGCAUAUAUACCAGUGAUAAAUUGUCUACCUUGUUUAAGAGAAAAUUUAUCAAAUUUUACACUUUUAAGGAACACUGGAAAUGUAAUACUGCAAUACAGGCAAUUCUUUACUCAUCACCACUUGUUUAAUGACCAAAGUUACAACGGCACUGAAAAAAGUGACUUAUAACUGGUUUUCAUAUUAUGAUCAUUGCAAAAACGCUUUGGUCACGUACCAAAAUUUGGGCACUUGAUAACUGGCAUCUAUUUAUAGUCAUCUGAUCACUAUUUUUAAGCUUCCCAGCUGACUUCCAACAAGCAAAGUCAAUGGGGGAUUCAGAUUUAUUUAACAGCUACAUGAUUCACAUAACAACUGCAAUGAUUCACUUAACAACAUUGGCAAAAAAGAUCAUGAAAUGGGGCACAACUUAAUGUCUCACUUAGCAACGGAAAUUUUGAGGUCAAAGAUGGUAGUAAAUCAAGGACUAUAUGUAGUCAAUAUUCAUUAUCUUAGAAAUUAUUAAGUGUCUGGCUUGGACAAAACAAAACCAAAGUUUUUCUGAGCAAAAUGUGGCAAUAGGUUUGUUUAGACACAAUAAUUCGUUGUUCUCACCCUUUUCAUCUCAUAAUUUAAAAAAAUGGAGGUAGACAUUGCUUUGUGGGUAGUUCUAAAGCAGAAGUAUGACAAAGUAUCCUGAUUAAUUCAGGUGUAAUUUUCAAUAGUUUUUAAGUUAAUUCCAUAAAAUAUUUUAGUUUUAGUUUUAAGUAUCUUAAGCAAUUCAAGAUUCACUGUAAACUAAUAUACAGUAGAUAUUAAUAUCAUCUCAGUAACAGGGCUACUUAUAUAUUAAAAGCUGGACCUUUCCUGAAAAGUAACAUUUUCAUUUUGGAGACCAUGCAGUUACAUGCCCAAAAAUGUAAGCUCUCCUGGACAAAUUGUAUAUUUCAAUGGAAGUGUACAGAAGUUAUUCAUUUUACAACACAAAGCAUAAUAUUAAUUCCUUCUGCAGACUUGGUCUACAUACUAUUCAAGGCAGAUGUGGAGGUUAGGGCAUCUUUCCAGUUCAUAAUUUAUGACAUCUAUUCAGUGGAAACACCAGCUUCCAAUGUUUCCUGUAACUAAUUUAGAAUCUUCCUGUUCCUUUUCGGGAUUUUUUUCCCCAGUCCUACAUAACUCUUCUACCUCACAGCUCCAACCAAUA